Westerdykella ornata is the source of this 921-nucleotide messenger RNA. RefSeq lists its product as uncharacterized. Gene Ontology annotation, molecular function: phosphoprotein phosphatase activity. Gene Ontology annotation, biological process: dephosphorylation. NCBI's taxonomy places the organism in Eukaryota, Fungi, Ascomycota, Dothideomycetes, Pleosporales, Sporormiaceae. The transcript is spliced from 2 exons. The record is from RefSeq and is a predicted model, not a curated record. The coding region runs from base 1 to 921 and encodes 306 amino acids.
AUGGCCCCCACCGAACCCGCAAACGAGACCUCUCCAUCACAUCCUGAGCCCACGAGACCCGCACCUCCUUCCUUCCCCCCCUUCCACAUCGUCCCCGGGGUCCCAAAUUUCCGCGACACCGGCGGCUGGCCUAUCAAAAACCCCGACGGCCGAGUCCGCAAAGGCGUGCUCUUCCGCGGCUCCGACACGAACCGCAUCACGCCCGAAGGCAUCGCAAAGCUCCACGGGCUAGGGAUAAAAACAGACUUCGACCUGCGCAGUAAGCAGCAAAUCGAAAGAACAGGGGGUUACAAAGAGAUCGACGGUAUUGAGCGAAAAUGGACGCCUGUGUUUGCGGAGGAGCAGUACACGGAGGAAGCGGCGAGGCAGCGGUAUGAGCUUUAUGCUAGCGAGACUCCUGAUGGCAUUGUUUCUGCAUUCAUAGAGAUCCUUACUGAAGGCGCAACUAUGUUCCGCACCGUCCUGCGCCAUCUACUCGCCACUGUACCUCCAGUCUCAUCACUAGACCCCGUUCCCGCGCUGUUUAUGCAUUGCACGACUGGGAACAAUCGCACGGGGGUGUUUAUCUCCAUGCUUCUGCUACUACUAGGAGUACCGGAGGAAGUAGUUGUAGAGGAAUACACAUUAUCAGAGCAGGGUCUAGCACCGACACGGCAUAUCAAUGUCGACAGGCUGCUGAAGAAAGGCGCGUUUGAGGAGUAUGGUGAAGAAGCGAGGCGAAAGUGCGAGAGGAUGAUAGGCGCCAGACCGGAAAGUAUGAGGCAACUUGUCGUAGAAGUGGAUAGGAAAUGGGGAGGUGCGGAGGGGUAUUUCAAAAAGGUGGUUGGACUCAGCGAUGAGGAGGUGGCUAAAUUACGGAGUCUUCUGGUUGAAAAAGGCGACUACAACGCACAUAGUCAGGAGGGAACAUCUGCAGCAUAG